UCGCCGCAGAACAAUACAAUGCUCAAGUUCCAGGUCCACUCUCCGGGCAAGGUCAUUCUCCAUGGGGAACACGCUGUUGUCUACAAUAGGCCCGCCCUGGCAGCUGUGGUUGGGCUGGGCACCAAUCUCCAGUUCCGCCAGGAGGCGGACAGCCAGGUAGCCAGCUUCCAGCUGGAGGCUCUCAACUGCACCCUGGAGAUACAGCUUGCCGACUUUAAUGCGUUUCUCGAAAACUUCCGCAGCAAGUAUCCGGCGGACAGCACGGCCAAGCUGAUGGAGGAGGUGCGAGGGGAAGUUUCCAAGCAACUGGAAAGAGCUGCCGGCAGCACAACAAAGCCUCAUACCCAACGGGCGUUCAUAUCCAUCUACUAUUUGUUGGCGGGAGCUAUACUCUCAUCGCCAAAAGAUCCCAAGCUGACUCUUCAAACCGGUUUCCAGGUGCAGGUAGAAACCGAACUGAACGUGGGCGCCGGGUUGGGUAGUUCUGCUUCAUUUGGAGCCGCCUUGGCAGCCGCUUUUCUAAUCUUGUCCGGUCACUUUGACCAGGAGAGCUACUUGCAGGAGGAAAAUCAGGCUCUUAUCUCGAGCUGGGCCUACGAAUCGGAACGAGUCAAUCAUGGAACACCAUCCGGGCUGGACAACACAGUGUGCACCUACGGCGGCAUGUUGCGCUAUGUGAAAGGACAAGGAUUUCAGUCCCUGCGCAUACAGAAACCGCUCAACAUUCUGCUCGUUGACAGUCGCGUGAGCCGCAGUACGGCAGACAUCGUGGCUAAGGUUCGCCACUUAGCUGAAGGCUUUCCUCAGCUCAUUGAAGCGAUUUGGCAAGCCUGUGAGGAGCUGGUGACGGCAGCUGUCCCACUUUACGAGAGCUUCGGCAAUGCUCAGGACGACAGUGCAAAGUUUGAAAAACUCGAACGCCUCUUCCAAAUUAACAACGAUCUUCUGAAGGCUAUUGGUGUGUCGCACCCCAAACUGGAACAAAUAUUCACCAUUGCGUUUAAGAGAGGCUUCUUCUCGAAGCUAACAGGCGCCGGAGCUGGUGGCUAUGCAAUUGUCCUGCUGCCAGAGAACUACGAUUGCAACGAAGUGUACUGGAAGCUUAAGGAGGAACUGGAGUCGGCGGGUUUUGGCGUUCAUGUGACGACAGCUGGCGGCGUUGGAUUACGUGUUAGCUCUUUGGAUGAUUGAUCCAACACUUGCUCCAUUUUGUAUUGCUAUUGUUUGUAUUCGUGGUUUUGUUAUGACUUAAAAAUAAAGAUUUGCAUUUGUAUUUUGUACGGCCAAAAACUA
Messenger RNA from Drosophila miranda, 1293 nucleotides. Its product is annotated as mevalonate kinase. Gene Ontology annotation, biological process: cholesterol biosynthetic process; isoprenoid biosynthetic process. The record is from RefSeq and is a predicted model, not a curated record. The transcript has a single exon. Lineage: Eukaryota; Metazoa; Arthropoda; Insecta; Diptera; Drosophilidae. Gene Ontology annotation, cellular component: cytoplasm. Gene Ontology annotation, molecular function: ATP binding; mevalonate kinase activity. The coding region runs from base 19 to 1191 and encodes 390 amino acids.